UCUUCCUCUCUUAGUGCUUUGCCGUCGCGUAAAUGCGUUGAACUCUGAGUGCUCUCUUUUGAGGUGUUUUUUGGUGACAUUUUUGUGGAGUGUCAUGUUGCUGGGCGCCGUGCCGGACGACCUGGUGGUACCGACCGCCAAGAGUCACAGGGCCACCGAUUUUUCCAUCGCGGCUAUCAUGGCGAGAGGCGUCGGUCCCGUCGACACCUUCGCCAGACCCUCCGACGUCACGAACGAUGGCGUGUCAUCGCAGGCGGGUUCCUCACCCGAGGACGAGGACACUCUCGACGACGACGAGAUCGAAGUCGACGUCGAAGAAUGUUCGGACGCCGAAUCGUCUAGGGCGGCCGCGACCAACAAAUCGAAACCGAAUCGGCAAUCUCCGUCGGUGUCGGAUUGCGGCUCGGAACAGGCCGAUGCGGAUCGGGACAGUCCGGACCUGUUGCACGACAAGCCGCCCACCCCAAAAAAGUUGAAGGUGCUCUGCAACAGCGAGGAAUUGCUCAACGUGGAAUGUCACCUGGAAACCAAAGACCUGUGGGACAAGUUUCACGACCUCGGCACCGAAAUGAUCAUCACCAAAACCGGAAGGCGGAUGUUUCCGACGCUGAGGGUAUCUUUCACUGGAAUAAGGCCGGACCGACGAUACGCCGUACUGUUGGACAUCGUCCCCGUGGACAGCAAAAGGUACCGGUACGCUUAUCAUAGGUCGUCGUGGCUUGUGGCCGGAAAAGCGGACCCUCCGGCACCGUGUAGGAUAUAUGCCCAUCCGGACUCACCAUUCUCUGGGGAACAGCUCCGAAAGCAAGUCGUUUCGUUCGAGAAAGUCAAGCUUACCAAUAACGAGAUGGAUAAAAAUGGACAGAUCGUCCUCAACUCGAUGCACAGGUAUCAGCCGCGGAUACACAUAAUAAAAUGGCGGGAAAACUCCGGUCCAGUCACCGAUCUGGAACAGGAACAGUACCGUACGUUCGUGUUUCCAGAGACGGUAUUCACCGCGGUGACUGCUUAUCAAAAUCAACUGAUCACCAAACUGAAAAUCGAUUCCAACCCAUUCGCAAAGGGUUUCAGAGACAGCUCGAGACUAACCGAUUUUGACAGGGAACCCAUGGACAGCCUCUUCAUGGACCAGCAGUUCCUGCGAUCCUCGUUGCGACUGUAUUCGGGAGGCGACUCCCUAGACGCGGAAAACAACAACGCAAAUUCCUUCUUCUCGGCCGCGAUGGUGGAGAAAGCCCGAGCCCAACUCCAGAUGUGGAACCGCGCUGGCGCUUACCACCCCAGCGAGCUCCACGCGUUCCUCCUCAACUCCUCCGGUCAACAGAUGUUCCUUGGACAGAGGUCGCCCGUUCCCCUGGGGUUGUCGACGCACUUGUGGUCUCAGGGAGGGUCCUCUUGGCAGAACCAUAUACACCAGGCGCUCGCCCCUGGACUUUUGGGACCGCCGCGACCUCAAAUGACUCCGCCGCCGUCCUCAACUCCGAGUUCCUCCGGCUCGCCGAGUCCAAACUCUGUCAACACGUCGACGGAGCUGCGCUUGCUCAAGCCGCUGUUUCCGUCAGCGUUGCACCACGGCGGCAGCAGGUUCAGCCCUUACGCGACGCCCAUGUCGAAAUCGGACGGGUCGACGACCUUGAGCCCGAGGCAGAGUCAUUGAUGCCGUUCUUAGGGUAGAAACGUUGUUGAGUUUUAUGUUUCCUAAACCAAAGAGUCUCGUGAGACGUUAAAGUGUAAUUCGGUUGGUUCGUGGUUCAGAUGUGGUAGUGGUGAUCUCGUAGUGUGAGGAAAGUGUGCUCGGCUAUCACCAAGUAGUGAGAAAAUGACGCAACGGCGGAAGGAAUUUUGGCGAAAAUAUGUUUGGUUCCUUUUGUAUUGGUCUUUCAUGAUCCCAGCUUCAAAAAAAUUUCUGAAAUAUUCUUGACUCCUUGUCUACUAGUCCUUUCCCAAUUGAAAAAGGUGGUGGUGGUAGAACUUUGUUCGAAAUAUGGACAGCUUCUUGUCUACCAGUUCCUCUCCAAUUCAAAGAGGAAUUACAGCCCUCAAAAUGGUACUUGGGUAAUGAGAAAACCUAAGCAAAAAUAAGUUUCGUCCGUUUUUCUAGUGCGCUUUUAAGGUUCCCAGAGAUUCUGGUGUGCCUUGGAUAACAACAAAAAUACAAAGUAUAGAAAGUCAAGAAGUAACCACUUGGUUAUCUGCUGGACCUUUACCAAUUCAAAGGGAAGUUAAUUGUUUCCAAUGGUUACCUGGGUAACACCAAUUAAUAAUAAAACAACGUAAGCAAGGGCAGAGCUAGGGGAAACUUUGGCAAAAAUAGGUUUGGUUCAUUUUACAGAAGAAAAAUCUGGACUCCAGAAUGCAAAUAAUUGAGUAACAGAAUUAAGGCAUUGGCCAAAAUAUCUUUAGCCACAAUUCAAACAUAUUUUUUUUAUUGCUCUUUUAAGGUCCCAGGAGAAAAAGGACGAUUCCAGUGUGCUUGAAGAACAAGUUAUGAUAAAAUUAAGGAAAUAGUAAAUAGUACAUUGAAAAUAAAUAUGUCUAGACUCCAGAUCAUGGGUACUCGAGCAACGCCAAACCUUGACAAACGAACGUAAGCAAAAGCAAAAUUAGAAAGAUCUUGGGUAAAAAUAUGGGUUCUUUUUCUGCUAGUCCCUCUUCAAUUCAAAAGGGAGCAGAAGUCCUGUAAAUAAUGACUAGAAACAACAACGACAACACAAGGUUCGGAAUUGUACAUGAGAGUAGAAAAGGCAGUAGAAGGAGUUCGAGACUUUGAUCUUUUUGUGACAGCAAAUACUGGCCAGACAUGCAUAGAUUAACU
Messenger RNA from Cylas formicarius (sweet potato weevil), 2815 nucleotides. RefSeq names its product T-box transcription factor TBX20-like. The transcript has 5 exons. The record is from RefSeq and is a predicted model, not a curated record. Gene Ontology annotation, cellular component: nucleus. The coding region runs from base 95 to 1657 and encodes 520 amino acids. Gene Ontology annotation, molecular function: RNA polymerase II cis-regulatory region sequence-specific DNA binding; DNA-binding transcription factor activity, RNA polymerase II-specific. NCBI's taxonomy places the organism in Eukaryota, Metazoa, Arthropoda, Insecta, Coleoptera, Brentidae. Gene Ontology annotation, biological process: cell fate specification; positive regulation of DNA-templated transcription; regulation of transcription by RNA polymerase II.